Molecule: messenger RNA, 1081 nt
Organism: Mytilus trossulus (common blue mussel)
Lineage: Eukaryota; Metazoa; Mollusca; Bivalvia; Mytilida; Mytilidae
Product: very long chain fatty acid elongase 7-like
Exons: 8
Coding region: 175-963 (262 amino acids)
Biological process (GO): fatty acid elongation, polyunsaturated fatty acid; very long-chain fatty acid biosynthetic process; fatty acid elongation, monounsaturated fatty acid
Cellular component (GO): endoplasmic reticulum membrane
Molecular function (GO): fatty acid elongase activity
Source: RefSeq, a predicted model, not a curated record
GUAUUUCAAUUGCUGAUCAAGGCUAAUAUAAUUGAUUUCACCUAUAUGAACACCUUAACAAUAUAAACCCACGUGAGGAUUUAAAUUCGGAAUUAAAGGUCGAUCUUAACAAACAGUAAAAGCACAUGUUCUGAGUUUACGUAACUGACAUUAUUUAUAAACAAGGGGUAGAGAAUGGAGGUGGUUUACAAUGUACGACACUUUUACCACUUGGCCAUGUCAAAAGGAGACCCUAGGGUUAAUGACUGGCUGCUGAUGGAAUCACCUAUUCCUGUCGUGAUAAUUUUUGCAUCAUACUUACUCAUGGUCAAGUUUGGACCCAGGCUGAUGGAGCAUCGGAAACCUUUACAGCUUCACAAUGUUCUGAUCGCUUACAAUCUGUUUAUGGUACUUUUAUCAGCAUACAUGUUCUAUGAGUUCCUUAUGUCAGCAGUCCUUGCAGGCUAUAGUAUAAGAUGCCAACCAGUAGACUAUUCCAAUAAUCCAAUAGCAAUUCGGAUGGCUAAAGUAUGCUGGUUAUACUUCUUUUCAAAAAUAAUAGAAAUUUUAGAUACAAUAUUUUUCAUUCUGCGGAAAAAGGAUCAACAGAUUACAUUUUUACACGUGUAUCAUCACAGUACCAUGCUGUUAAAUUGGUGGUUAGGUGUUAAAUAUAUCGCUGGAGGGCAAUCAUUUUUCUUAGCUUUAUUAAAUACAUUUGUCCAUGUACUAAUGUAUGGUUACUACGGAUUGUCAGCACUUGGUCCACAUGUUCAGAAAUAUUUGUGGUGGAAAAAGUACAUAACAAAACUUCAACUUGCUCAGUUUUUCCUAGUCAUCAUCCAUACCAGUUUGAAUAUAGUAACCGAGUGUGACUUUCCAAAUGGAUACAAUGUAGCAGUAUUUGUAUAUGCCUUUUCAUUGGUCUUUCUGUUCGCAAACUUUUACAAAUCUGCAUACGAGAAGAAAGAGCAUAGUACAUGAUAAUUGAGAAAUGUAGAAAAUAAUUUAUUAAUAUCAUUAUGUACAUAUUUCUAAUGUUGAUUUCGAGUAUGUGGUGUAAAUAACUAUUUAUUUAUUAAAGUUAUUUGUUGUGAUUUAA